CUUCCGCUGCGCUCUUGUUUCACGCUCAGAUCGAGAGAGACGCGCAGCUCGAGUUCCGAUCAUCGUCGACGCAAAGUCUUCCUCAGACAUACAGAAGAACAUUAAAAUACAACUCUUCAACCUAAAGCAACGUUUGUACUUCGGGGGAACCCGUUUUUGUUUCCUUUGUUCAGAGUUACACGUCUCACCGAGCGUCGAAGAGAGCCACGAGAACAGCGACACACCGGCAAACAAAGAAACUCGCUUGUGUUCGACAUCCUCCCUCAACACCCGUCAGUUAUGAGUCAUGUGGCCGUCGAGAAUGUGCACGGUCUGGACCAGCAGCUCGCUGUUCUAGACUUGAGCUCCGGUGAUCAAGGAGUCCCUGGAAGGCGUUACAUUCCACCUCAUUUAAGGAAUAAAGAAGCUUCCAAAAGUGAUUCUCCCGGAGGAUGGGAUGAUGGGCGCAGCAAUGGCUUCGUGAACGGUAAUCAUGAAGGUCGAGACAACCGUAUGAAUGGAGGCAGCAGUUUCGGUGGCCGUGGCUCCAUGCGCAGCGACCGCGGAGGAAGAGGAGGCUUCAGAGGAUUUGGUUACGACAACAAGGAUGCCGGCGGGUGGAACGCCCCAAAAGACACGGCCUACAACAGCUUCGGCGGCCGCUCUGACCGCGGGAAAUCCUCUUUCUUCAGUGACCGCGGGUCUUCAUCCAGGGGCCGGUACGAGCGAGGAGGUUUUGGCGGCGGUGGGAACAGCCGAUGGGCGGACGACUCGAGGGACAAUGAAGAUUGGUCCAAACCCUUGCCUCCCAGUGAGCGUGUGGAACAUGAACUCUUCUCUGGAGGCAACACCGGGAUUAACUUUGAGAAAUACGAUGACAUUCCUGUUGAAGCCACAGGACAGAACUGUCCACCACACAUUGAGAGUUUCCAUGAUGUAGAUAUGGGAGAGAUCAUUAUGGGUAAUAUAACCCUGAGCCGGUACACACGGCCCACUCCUGUCCAGAAGUACGCUAUUCCCAUCAUCAAGACGAAGAGAGACCUGAUGGCAUGCGCUCAGACAGGUUCUGGUAAGACUGCAGCCUUCCUGUUGCCAGUCCUGAGCCAGAUAUUCACUGAAGGACCAGGAGAGGCGCUGCAGGCUAUGAAGAACAGCGCACAGGAAAAUGGGAAAUAUGGCCGCCGUAAGCAGUAUCCCAUUUCACUGGUUUUAGCCCCCACAAGGGAGCUGGCUCUCCAGAUCUACGAAGAGGCCAGGAAGGUUGCGUACCGCUCUCAUGUGCGUCCCUGUGUGGUGUACGGAGGCGCUGAUAUCGGUCAGCAGAUCCGUGAUCUGGAGAGAGGCUGUCAUCUGCUGGUGGCCACUCCUGGGCGUCUGGUGGACAUGAUGGAGCGGGGCAAGAUCGGCCUGGACUACUGCAAUUAUUUGGUGCUGGAUGAAGCAGACAGGAUGUUGGACAUGGGCUUCGAGCCACAGAUUCGGCGUAUCGUGGAGCAGGACACCAUGCCGCCCAAAGGGCUUCGUCAAACCAUGAUGUUCAGUGCCACCUUCCCCAAGGAGAUCCAGAUCUUGGCUCGUGACUUCCUGGAGGAAUACAUCUUCCUGGCUGUGGGCAGGGUUGGUUCUACUUCAGAGAAUAUCACCCAGAAGGUGGUGUGGGUCGAAGAAAAUGACAAGAGGUCCUUCCUGCUGGACUUGCUCAAUGCCACAGGUAAAGAAUCUCUGACCUUGGUGUUUGUUGAGACUAAGAAGGGAGCGGACGCUCUGGAGGACUUCCUGUACCGUGAAGGCUACUCCUGCACCAGUAUUCAUGGAGAUCGAACCCAGAGGGACCGCGAGGAAGCGCUGCAUCAGUUCCGCUCCGGGAGAUGCCCCAUCUUAGUAGCCACGGCUGUUGCUGCUCGUGGUCUGGACAUCUCCAACGUGAAGCACGUCAUUAACUUUGACCUGCCUAGUGACAUCGAGGAGUACGUGCACCGCAUCGGGAGAACCGGUCGUGUGGGAAACCUGGGUCUUGCCACAUCGUUCUUCAAUGAUAAGAAUGGCAACAUCACCAAGGACCUGCUGGACAUCCUGGUGGAGGCUAAACAGGAAGUGCCAUCCUGGCUGGAGAGCCUGGCCUACGAGCACCAGCACAAGAGCAGCAGCCGCGGGGGGCGCUCCAAGAGGUUUUCUGGUGGUUUUGGGGCCAGAGACUACCGUCAGACCAGCAGCGGCUCCAGCGGCGGAGGCUUCGGGAGCCGAGGCGCACGCAACACUGGCGGUCACGGAGGAAACCGUGGAUUUGGUGGCGGAGGUGGCUUUGGGAACUUCUACAGCAGUGAUGGCUACGGAGGAAACUAUUCCCAGGUGGACUGGUGGGGAAACUAAGACUCCUCCACCUCUUCACUCCUCACAAUGACCGUGGAGCACCAUGCCAAACUCACUGAAUGGAAACCACAUGUACCAUAGCCAGACUAUAUACCCUGUGUAGCUUUGAAGAACUUUGCAGUACAUUACCAGCUGUGAUUCUCUGACCACAUCUGGAGAAGCUUGACCUCCGUGGACACGGGGACGCUGGGAUAUCUGGAGGUUCGACUGUAGCAGGACACGGUCUCAUGCCGAAGGGGAACGGAGGCAGCAGUUUGCUUUAGAUUUCUUGGACUCUAGUUUUCCACUACAUCUCAUUUCUUUAUACUAAAUGAGAAACAUUUGUUUAUGUACUGUGCCUUUACAUUUAGACUCGCUGUGUUUUGUUUGUUUUCCGUUCUCCUUUUUAAAUGUCUGGCUGACAGUUGUCUUCCCCUCUCUCUCGCUCUCUCACUUUUUUUUUUCCUUUUUCCCCGCUCUAAUUAUUUGUUUGGAUGGUAUAACAAAAGCUUAGAUGUAAUCAAACCUUGGCAAAGUCUGAGAUGGUCUGUCACAACCUCAUUUUGUACUGAAAUUUUGUAUGGGGUCACCUGACCCCCGUCGAUUUGGCUGCAGUUCUCUUGUGUGGUAAAACUAUCACAAGGGAGUGAAAAAUACUGAAUGUUGGAAGGAAAAGAUCUCGCUCACUCUAUCCUGGACAGGCAUCAAUAAUAGAGAUGGUAGUCUUCUGAGAAACCAAGCCAUUCCAGUGAAUUCUCUUAAAUUAGGAUGUUGUGAUGAACCGCGUCUGCCUCCCGCCGCGCAGCUAGUUCAGAACCACAUGCUAGCCGUUUAGCGCUGUUGGAUUAACUUUUUUCUUGAACUGUCGUGGAGGUAGCAAUUGGAUUUGUUUUUCUUCCUUCGAAAUCCAUUCUUGAAGUAGAUUAACGGUGGGCUCGUGGCAGUGAAGCGUUCUAAUGGCUGCUCUAGAACCGUGAGGUCCGAGCAGACGGCACCCAAAGCCCAGCCCGUCUCUGAAGAAUCCGCAUGCUAGUGUUCGUGUGUUUUGGUCAAGGAGAUUUUCAAACCGAUUUCUGCCGCAGGCUUUAACGUUCGUUACAAGAAACAUUUGUUCACUUUUUUUUUUGUUUUUCUCUUUUUCAAGCUGCGUUGAAUUCCGAAAGACAUCCUCGGCUUUACUCUUGAGACACGGCUCGCUCGUGACCCCCGGAUCUUCGAGAGGACUGGGGUCAGCAGAAUUCGGUGUACACCACGGGAACCGCACCAAACCAGCUGCAGGGGUGUGGUUUGGUCUAAAACAGACUCUUAUUGGUUGGUUUGUAGUGGAGGAGGUUUCCAUGGCAUCCUGGCCAAAGACAGGGUUCUUUCAAACUCCCGCGCGCCCUUAAUAGUGCACUACUGAUGAGGGCGAGUGGGAUGCGUUUAACAGAAGUGCAAUAGAUUUACUCUCAAGCGUGUUGUGCCUUUUGACAUGAAUUUGGAAAAGGUGACCUGAAGCAGAUGCGUGGACAGUAUUGAGGUGACUUGAGAGCAGUGGUGCUACUUAAGCCCAUCCAGUUUUACAAAAGUUGUUUUAUUGCACAUCUAGGGUUUUAUAUAAGUGUCUUGAGUGCGUGUCCUUAAGCUUCUGAAUAUUGUGUGUGAAGAUUGUGAAAACGCAGCUUGUUUACAAAAGGGGAAUGGUUCUCCAAUCGUUAACCAGGAUUGAUUUGGGACCAGCAGUGGGGAAUUUAGCUAUUUGCACAGAUUACUAGAUUCUACUUUUGCUGCUAGUUUGUGUAAUUUAUUAAGCAUUUUUGAAAAAUAUUUAUUUUUAUAAGCCUAAAAGUGAUAGUUUCAAGUAACUUGACCAAAAGACAGUACAAAAACACUGGCACUUGAAUGUUGAAUGUCACCCGUAUGCGUGAAACUUAUAUUUUUCGGGGUAGUGUGAGCUUUUUAAUGUUUAAGGUCAUUUUGGACUCCACAUCUGUAAUUGGUAUCUCUGACUAAACGAAUCGAUCCAAUCAGUCAAACUCUGAAUUGACGGCCCAAAUUUGAAAGAAAAACAAACAUGCCAAGGUUUGGAAAAAGUAACAGAAAUAUUUUUGUAAACGUGUAUCAGUGCAAAGUGUUCAGAUUAUCCAGUUCUUUUGUUUUUCAACUAAUUUUGUUUUUUUUGAACCCCCAGUGAAUGUCUGGCACACGGCAAUCUUAAGUAACAAAAACAUGUGGUUAUUCUCUAUUGUUGCGUUUGCAUAUUUGGGCUCUGGUGUUGGUGUUCUCUGACAGGUUUGGCUGAAGAUUCGGUCUUAAUUACAGAAGCAGUUAUGGGUGAAGUGUUUAAAGCAUGCAAUGAAAGGCUUUUAAUUGACCAAAUCAUGUGAUAGAACAUCACCGGAGCCCUUAGAGUUAGAGUAUUUGCUUUAUGUGCUAGUUUAGAGGCUGUGCACUGCACGAAAAAUAAAAUGUGUUUAUUGUAUGAUUUUACCAAAUUAAAGUUGGCAAUUGCAAAUAUACAAA
This is a messenger RNA of Carassius carassius (crucian carp), 4830 nucleotides long. Its product is annotated as putative ATP-dependent RNA helicase an3. Gene Ontology annotation, cellular component: nucleus; P granule. Gene Ontology annotation, molecular function: ATP binding; RNA binding; RNA helicase activity. The transcript has 18 exons. NCBI's taxonomy places the organism in Eukaryota, Metazoa, Chordata, Actinopteri, Cypriniformes, Cyprinidae. The record is from RefSeq and is a predicted model, not a curated record. The coding region runs from base 280 to 2349 and encodes 689 amino acids. Gene Ontology annotation, biological process: cell differentiation; gamete generation.